This is a messenger RNA of Morchella importuna, 816 nucleotides long. RefSeq lists its product as uncharacterized. NCBI's taxonomy places the organism in Eukaryota, Fungi, Ascomycota, Pezizomycetes, Pezizales, Morchellaceae. The transcript has 7 exons. The record is from RefSeq and is a predicted model, not a curated record. Gene Ontology annotation, molecular function: JUN kinase phosphatase activity. Bases 1 to 816 code for a protein of 271 amino acids. Gene Ontology annotation, cellular component: cytoplasm. Gene Ontology annotation, biological process: protein dephosphorylation; regulation of MAP kinase activity.
AUGUUGUCUUCGAAUCACAGUUGGUCACUCGAUUCUGGGGUUGCGCAUGUCCUCUUCAACUACGUGGGCCACCCCACCCACCCAUCGGUUAAGUUUUCAGUCCUGGUCGUGUCGCAGCAGAACACGUCUGCCCUUGGUAUCGGAACCAAUACGCCCUGGAGCACUAUUAAGUCGGCUAUGGAUUAUCUACGUCUUUAUUUCUUUCAAGAAUCGCGGGUCGAUUUUAUUUCUUCUCUGUCACAAAAAUAUCAAACACUUAAUCUUUCCCCUACUUAUACUUAUAUACGCCACCUAGUCCAUAUUACCAUCAUGUCUCGCGAAACCCAGCAAUUCCACCGCAAACUCAUUGCCAAAGACCAUACACUUCCAUGCGUCCGCUACCGGUCCAUGAACCAGAUUCUCCCCAACCUCUUUCUCGGCGAUUGCAAGGCCAUUCUCGACCCCGUGUCCAUCGUGAAUAACAAUGUCAGCCACGUGCUAUCUCUAAGACUCACACCUACACACAUCCGUUCGUUGGUGGGUGUAACUCAUUGCCAGAUCUAUAUCGAUGACUCCGAAGAUCAAUGGCUACUUGAUGGCCUGAACGCCGCGAUGGAGUUCCUUGAAGAUGCCAUGGAUAUGGGCGGAACCGUUCUAGUGCACUGCCAGGAGGGAAGAAGUAGAAGUGCUUCUGUCGUCAUCGCUUUUGUGAUGAAGCAUUUUCAGGUGUCAUAUGAAGAGGCAUGGUCAUACGUUCGGAAACAACGACCGGUUGCGAGUCCAAACCCAGGAUUUGUGGAACAGCUAAAAAUCUGGGAAUACCGAGGCUACUGGUAG